AUGCAAGGAAGCAUUCGAGGACCAGGCACUUUCUUGACUCUCAAGAUGAAUAUGCCAAGAAAAUUCUGGACCAUCAUAAAGAACAAGCGGACUAAACUGAGAGACGAAAUAGUCCUGGAUCCGAAUCAGCUGGCUCGCAUUUUGUGCGAAAAGGGGCUUUUCACAUAUUUCGAGGAGAAGUACAUCCGGGACAUCAAAGACCCGACAGAAAAGUUCGAUAAGCUCUUCGACACUCUUCUAAUCAAGAACCCGAAGCGGUCCCAUGGCAUUUUCUUCGAUGCUCUCAGGAAAAUCGACAGAGAAGACAUCGUGGAGUUCUUCCAAGACCUUUUGCUGCAGUUUCCGGACGCCUCUGGCCAGCGAAGAGCCCAUGUGAGUGAAGGGGCAGGGAGGUGUACCACAAGUACUCAUUCCCGCGAUGGAAAGAAGGCGUUCUGCACGGAGACUCCCCCGGAGGAUGACGGGAAACUCUUCGAAACUCCUCCCGACGUGGAUAUAAAAUUUGAAUUGCAUCGAGGAGGAAAUAUUCGUUCCGAUGAGAGUCGCAAUCAGAUCCCCGAUUUGCAUGCCAAGAUCCACAUUUCCACCGCCAAUAGAAAACGGACUUCCCAGAGUAGACCGACAUCAAGGUAUCGCUCUCACUCUUCAUCUUCUCUGCGCUGGGCUGAAUUCAAAUGUCUGGAAAGGACAUUGGAAGCAAUACGAAUUGCUUCCAAAGACACGGACCCCUGUUCUCCGAAAUUCUUCGGCAGCGACGUUGAAGCCGAUCAACCGAAGGACAACCCAAAGACAUACUCUACGUAUCGCAAGUUUCCGCAAGAGGACCCAGAAAUACUGAGUCUUCGACUUGAGGUGAAGAAACUCCGAUUCACCGAGGAGGAACUUCGAUCCCGCCUUCAGGAGUUGGAGGAUCGGGAACAGAAGCAGCGGAAGUGGGAAUACAUGCAUCAGAGAGAACUGGAACGCGAGCAUCUCGUUCUGAAAAACCUAAAACAGGAUCUGGAAUUAGCUUGGGGGUUCAUUCGCCAAGCGAAUGAAGAGUGUCAGUUGUUAAGCAAUGAGAACAAGUGGUUGAGAGAGGAGAGGAGCCAACUGCUUGAGGGACAACAAAUCCUCACGCACCGACUGAAGAACCUGGAGGAAACAGAAAAGGUGAUCUCUUCCCUGAAAAAAUAUAACCGAAAACUUCAAGAGAUGAAUGGAAUUCUUCUGAAGGACAACGAACGCGAACGGGAACAGCGGAAGAAGUACUUCAACAUCAUGAUGAACCUUAGGGGAAAGAUUCGAGUUAGUUGUCGAGUGCGACCCUUGACGGACUCAGAAAUGAGGAGGGAAAACACUUCCGUGAUGACGUCCUAUACCGAGUUCUCUUUGUCCGUGAAAACUUCAAAGGGCGAGAAGAAGUUCUACUUCGACCGAGUUUACAACCCCAACGAUGAUCAGGACAACGUUUUCGAAGACGUUCACAGCCUGGUACAGACGGUGAUGGAUGGGUACAACGUAAGCAUCUUCGCCUACGGCCAGACGGGCAGUGGAAAGACGUUCACGAUGCUCGGUAGUGACGCAAAGCCAGGAAUCGCUCCUAGGGCGUUUCACCGUAUCUUCCAGAUCGCAGAUGACAACAUACACAACUUUGAAGUGAAAGUGGAUGUCUACAUGCUCGAACUGUACAACAAGAACUUACUGGAUCUCCUGGGAAACGGAAACCCAAAGGUCACAUGGGGUGCGACAGGCAUAGCGCACGUACGCGGAGCCACGGUUCUACCAGCAAAUUCCGCGGAGGUGCUGUGCGAAAUUUUCGCCAUGGGCGUGAGGAGCCGCCGAACCGCCUCAACGCUAAUGAACGAUGAAAGCUCCCGCUCCCAUCUCAUCAUCGGGGUCCAGGUGGAAAGCAGAUGUCGAGAAAGCGGGAAGAUCAGCAGCGCGAAGGCUCAGAGCGAUAACUCGGAUCCGGUCUUGCCGGAUAUCAUGUCGGAGUUUCGUCAGUCAUGA
Messenger RNA from Darwinula stevensoni, 1992 nucleotides. The record is from the annotation of a GenBank genome assembly. NCBI's taxonomy places the organism in Eukaryota, Metazoa, Arthropoda, Ostracoda, Podocopida, Darwinulidae.